UUGCCAAGGUGGGAGCGACGUUAAAUGGAAUAGCUAGCGAUGUGGCUUUGAUUAAAUCGGACACAGCAGAACUCAAGAACUCCGUGAAUGCAAUUAAAACAAGGCUAACUGAAGCUGAGAGACGCAUUUCGGAUGUGGAGGACACUGUAGCUAACCUAGCAAGAAACAACGUGAAGCUAACCAAAACAGUUGAACAACUCUAUGAGAGAAUUGAUGACCAGGAAAACAGAGCCCGUCGUAAAAACAUUAGACUGGUUGGACUAAAAGAGGGGAAAGAGGCUGGAAUGCCACUAGCUAAAUACGUGCAGAAAAUACUUUGUGAUGGUCUAGAGUUGAAUGGAGAUGAAUAUGAGAUUGAACGCUGCCACAGAAGCUUAGGUCCUCGCCCGGAUCCCAACCGACCUCCGCGCAUCAUACUGGUGAGAUUUCUCAAAUUUACUGCCCGAGAGAAAGUUCUGGCUGCUGCUAAGAAGAAGAAGGGGAUACUAUGGGAUGGCUGCCGUCUAUCACUAUUUGAGGACAUGACCAAGGAGCGCUCAGCACGGCGCAAAAUGUUUUCCACAGUGAUGAAACGGUUAUGGCAACAGCAGGUGAAGCACACGCUGGCGCAUCCGGCCAUACUCAGGUUUACAUGGAGAGGAAAACGGCUCAGCUUUACGGAUGCAAAAGAGGCAGAAAGUUUUGUACGAGAACACAUCGAGAGUGCAGAGGAAGGCGGAAACACAACGGGAAGACAGAUCGUGGGAGAUGGCGAGGGAGCAUCUGCUGAUAUCAACGAGUAGGAGAGCGGAGGAAACACGACAUCUGACGGGGCUUGGACGAACACUGCGGCGUGGUCAGGAUCAAGACGACGGGAACAGCAGAGAGGUCGUCUCCAGAACCCACACGGACCAG
This is a messenger RNA of Austrofundulus limnaeus, 894 nucleotides long. Its product is annotated as protein SLX4IP. NCBI's taxonomy places the organism in Eukaryota, Metazoa, Chordata, Actinopteri, Cyprinodontiformes, Rivulidae. The record is from RefSeq and is a predicted model, not a curated record.